Molecule: messenger RNA, 2860 nt
Organism: Paramecium sonneborni
Lineage: Eukaryota; Ciliophora; Oligohymenophorea; Peniculida; Parameciidae
Source: the annotation of a GenBank genome assembly
AUGACAGAAAAAGUGAUCUAGAUAAUAUUAUUGAUAAAUUAUGAAGUUUGUAUGAUACUAUUGCAAUAUGAAGGUAUUUAAAAAUGAAAAAAAUUGUUUUAGCAUUUCAAUAAAAUAUAACAUUGAUAAUAAAAAUAAUUGAUUUAUUCAUAAUGGCAUUGUGUGCUAGAGUUUUAUAUUAUUUAAAAGAUUAAAAGAAAUAAGGUUAUCCUUUAACAAUUCUUUGCUUAUUAAGAGUAUCAGGGCAAUUAACUUUAAAUUAUUUUUUUAAACCAUAAAUAUUAUCAGUAAUCAUAAACUUAAAUCUUAUUCAUACAAUAUUUUAGGAUUAAUUAAUAAGUGAAUUAAGUUUAACUAAAUUACCUUAUUUAUAUAUUAUAGGGAAUGUAUUAUUAGAAUAACAAUUUUCUGAUUAUUUUAUAAAUAUUGGAAUAGGAUUAACUUGUAUAUCAAUAAUCUUUUAAUUUCGUAGAAAAGAUUUGUAAUAAAAACCAUAAAUCAAUCCUUAAAAAUUAUCAAAAGAUUUUGAUAUUUGUAUAUCAGCAUUACCUUAAAAGGAAUUCGAUGCUUAUAAAUAAGAAGAUUUGAAUGUAUCAAAUUGUAAAAGCCCUGUUUAUGGAGGAUUUUCACCAUUAAAAGAAUUAUCAAAAUCAAUGGAUUCUGUAUUGAUGGAUGAAUAGUAAAUAAAAUAAAAUAUAAAAAUAAGCGCUUGGAUUAAGGGACAAUAAUUUAUUGUUUUAGAUGAUUAAGAUAAUAUAAUUAUACAAACAUUUAAUGUGGCUGAUUUUUCAAGAAAUUCAUUUAGUAAUUCGAUGGAUAAUGAUAGUGUUGGUUCAAUAUUAAAUUUAGCAAUAGUAUAAGGUAAUCGAGAUUUUCAAGAUUUAAUUGCUAGUAGUAGAACAAUUAAUUAAAGUAGAUUUACAUUAAAAGAGUUGAUUAAUAAAUUAAUUGGAGAUUAUGAAUUAUAUAAGAAUAAUAUGUUUAUAAUAAAUAAAGUAGAUGCUCCAUGGAUGAAUGAUUGGAUGAUAAAAAUAUUUUUAGUAGGUAAGAAUAAGAAAACUUUUAUAUUUAUUUAAAUAGAAUAAAAAGAAGUAGUAUUGUAACCUUCUUUUUAAGCAUUUUCAUAAUUUACAACUUAUAUAACUCCAAGUUUGAAUUCUAUAAUGACUAUAUCAGUUUUGGCUGAGUAAGAUAAUCAAAUCAAUAAUUAUAUGUUAGAUAAGUAUUUUUAUCCAAUAAAAAUAUCAAGUGUGAUAAUUUACUUAUAAUUAGCAAAUAUGAGGGAUUUUAAUCUUCAUCAUCAAAAGAAAUUAUUAUUAAAAAUAAGUAAUAUAGAGAUUUCGACAAUUUUUUAAGAUUUAAUAAUUUUGGUAUAAGAUUCCUCUAAAGCUAAAGGAAUUGAAAUCAAAUUAGAAUAUGAAUUAAAUGAAAAUAUUAUAGAAACAGAUGCAGAAAGAGUAAUGUAAAAUUUUCAAUAUUUUAGUUAAAAUAAUUAAUGUUACCAUUGAUUAAAUUUUGUAUUAAAUAAACUAAAGAUGAUAGUAUAAUAAUAUCUUGGAAAAUGUUUACUUAAAAAAAUUAUUAAGUUAUAAUACAUACACCAAUUAAUGUAGAUGAAAAGGAUUUAAGAAUGAUAAGAUUAAAUCUUAAGAAACAUAUACUUUAAUUUUCUGAAUUUAGUGUAUGUCAUAUGUUGGCUCAAUAUUUAUCAGGAUCAAUUAAAAAAGGUUUAGAAAUAGCAUAAAUAGAACCUUAUGGAACAGCUUUUAAAUUUACAUUAUAAUCAUUUAAUGUUAAUAAUGAAGAAAUGAGAGCAAUUCGAUUGAUUGGUCAAACUCAUUAUCAAGAGACUUCAUUAAGUUAAUUAUUAGCAUAGUAAGAUACUUCAAAAUAGAAUGAAAAAACAUAUACAUUAUUUAGAGAAGAAUCAAAUAAAGUUUCUAUGGAUCAUUCUCUUCAUUUUUCUUAAUCUAGAAUAUCAAAAUAAUAAAGUUAAAAGUUUUCAGAAUAUUAGAGCAAUUAUGUUUCUUAAAUAUCUAAGGUUAAAGCAGAUUCAGUUAAUAUUCCAAAUUCUAAAUAAAAAGAUUCUCAUUCUUUUGAUUAGAUAUCAAAUAUAUUUUAUUAAGAUGAAGAAACCAAAUAAUAAAAACGAAUAAAUUAUUAAACUACACCAUCUUAAUCUAAUUAUUAAUUACCUCAUUUCCCAGAAGCAAACAUAAAUAAUAGUCUUGGUAAUAUUGUAAAUGAAAAUAAUAGUGGAGUUGCUCCCAAUAAUUUAUUGAAUGAUGCUAGAGAAAGAGAAUAAACAUUCUUAAGUUAACCUUAAUUAACUGAAUAAUUAAAAUAAUAACCUACCUUAUCAAAUCUUUAUUUAGAUUUUGGAACUGAUCCUUUUUCUCCAAUUUAAAUACCAAUAACUGUUUCAGCUAAAAUGUAAGGUGAAAUCAUUAAAUUUUCAACAACAGGUAGAUGUUGUUCAAGAGUUUUAAUAGCAGAUUGUGAAUAUUAGAAUAUAUAAAUACUGGAAAUGAUUUUAUCCAAAUUUAAAGUAAAUUCUUCGAGGGCAUUCAGUACUGAAGAUGUAAUUAAAUUAUUAGAGACUAAGAAAAAAUGCAAAUGUGGAAAUAUUGGAUAUGUUUUGUAUUUUAUAAAUGUUGAAUUACCAAAAAAAGGAGGUUUAUGGCUAAGUAGAUAUAUAAAAGAUAAAAUGUCAUAGAAAGGAUAUAUUAUAGGAACUACUGGGCUUGUUGAAUAUUAUUCUAAAAUAGAAUACUAUCGUAACGGAAUAGAUUAAUAUAUAAGUUUACCUUUUGAUUUAGCAGAAGUAAAUAAGAUUUUAUAAAUUUCUCAACAUUCAUGA